Rotaria sp. Silwood2 is the source of this 285-nucleotide messenger RNA. The record is from the annotation of a GenBank genome assembly. NCBI's taxonomy places the organism in Eukaryota, Metazoa, Rotifera, Eurotatoria, Philodinida, Philodinidae.
AUGGGACAAUUUCUUUCUCAAUGUACUAGUCAUUUUUUUGCUGACGACGUCGCAGCUAUACUUGGAGGUCAUUUAGGAGUACGAUACACAAAUCAAUGUAUUGAUCUUGAAAAACGUAUGAAAUCUUUUCUUGAUUCACUCGAAUAUUAUUCUUGUUUAGCUGACCAGCUAUUAAAUAGGACUAAAACCGAAGCUAUGUUUAGUGCUCGUGCAAUGGGGUCCCCAAACUUCAACAUUACAUUUGAUAAUGGUGAUGAUAAAUGUAUUAAUUGGAAACAGGAGUAA